Messenger RNA from Geosmithia morbida, 591 nucleotides. RefSeq names its product polyadenylate-binding protein 2. The coding region runs from base 1 to 591 and encodes 196 amino acids. NCBI's taxonomy places the organism in Eukaryota, Fungi, Ascomycota, Sordariomycetes, Hypocreales, Bionectriaceae. The transcript is spliced from 3 exons. The record is from RefSeq and is a predicted model, not a curated record. Gene Ontology annotation, molecular function: RNA binding.
AUGUCGGACGCGGAGAAGCCAGAGGAGACGCCGGUGGAGGAUCAGCCUCGUGCGCAAGAGGGGGAGGCAGGCCCCAACGAUGAGGUUCAAAUCUCAGCCAUGAAGCGCCGUGUGGCCGAGAUGGAAGAGGAGGCCAAGAAGCUUCGCGAGAUGCAGGGCACGCUGGAGCAGCAGUCAGCCGACCUGGCGGACGACAAAGAAUCUGUCGAUUCGCGCAGCAUCUUUGUCGGCAACGUCGACUACUCUGCCUCGCCCGAGGAGAUUCAGGCGCAUUUCCAGAGCUGCGGGUCUAUCAACCGCGUCACCAUUCUGCUCGACAAGUUUACCGGUCAGCCUAAGGGAUACGCCUACGUCGAAUUCACCGAGCCCAGCCUCGUGGCACAAGCCCUUGUCCUCAACGAGAGCGUCUUCAAGGGACGCAGCAUCAAGGUGACGCCCAAGCGCACCAACGUGCCCGGGAUGAGCCGCGGCCGCGGCCGUGGAGGCUUCCGCGGCGGUGGCCGAGGAUUCCGUGGCGGAGGUGGCUUUCCCCCUCGUGGCGGUUACCGCGGCGGAUACCGGGGCCGCGGACGGGGUUACACCCCUUACUAG